This is a messenger RNA of Centropristis striata (black sea bass), 1132 nucleotides long. RefSeq names its product transmembrane protein 45B (gene tmem45b). The transcript has 6 exons. NCBI's taxonomy places the organism in Eukaryota, Metazoa, Chordata, Actinopteri, Perciformes, Serranidae. The record is from RefSeq and is a predicted model, not a curated record. The coding region runs from base 150 to 989 and encodes 279 amino acids.
AUGAUGUCAACACAGGUUAGAAGUGCAGUCAGCAGGUGUGCACAGUUGACACAGACCAGAGUGCUCUCACUCACAGCUGGCAAGAUUCACAGUGGUCCAAAGCUUUUACUGAGUGUUUGGGAAUUAGCAGCAGAGAAUAAGAUCUAACAAUGGCCAACUUCGGAGGACAUGCCAUCCCUGGCUCUUUUUUUUUGUUUUUUGGCUUUUGGCUAACAGUGAAACACAUUCUUCAACACUACUGGAGGACAAGUCAGCCUAAAGGAAGACGGACCAUGCCACCUUUGUUUAAAAGAAUGGACUACGUGGAGGGAGGAUUUCAAAUCUUUGCUGCAUUUGUUGGUAUUAUGGUUGAACAGUUUGUGGUGGAUGGGCCACAUGCCCACCUCUACAACAACACCACCAAUUCAUGGGUCAAGCUGAUGAACUGGCAGCACGGCACAAUGUAUUUGUUCUUUGGGAUCGCUGGAAUAGCACUGGUUGCCAAUACUACAAAGCUGGUGCCAGCUGGCGUGGACCGCCUGGCUCUCUCCUUGGCUCUUUUUGUUGAAGGGUUUCUGUUCUACUACCACGUGCACAUGCGGCCCCCUGUGGACGCUCACAUCCACUCCCUGCUGCUCGUGGCUGUUUUUAGCGGGUCGGCCAGCACCAUGUUGGAGGUGUUCAUAAGAGACAACAUUAUUUUGGAGCUGUUCGGGGCAUGCAUGUUCAUCCUGCAGGGAUCAUGGUUCUACCAGAUCGGCUUUGUACUUUACCCGUUAAGAGGACCGCAGUGGGACCUGACACUGCACGACAACAUCAUGUUCAUCACCAUGUGUUUCUGCUGGCACUUAGCUGUCGCGCUGCUUUUAGUCCCCUGCAUCUCCUCUGUGGUUUGGUUCACAGUGAAGCGAUUCUCAAGCAAAGGACGGGACAUAGAGAUUGGAAUGCGAAAUACAUCAUCCAAAACGAGCUCCCAGAAAGCUUUGCUUGAAGAGUCGGAUGAAGAGUAAAUGCAUGGUUUUGGUUAUUUUGAAAAUUUUCUUAAAUUGAAUUUCAUUUUCUAUGUUGACAGUCUGUGACAGAGUCUGCUGUUUUGUACAAAGUAAUUUCGAUUUUUUUUUUUUUGUAAAAAAUAAAAACGUAUCUAUUUAAA